AAUUAUGUAAAAUCUCAACCAACAGAUGGUGUUUAAAACUAAAAUUUGAAAUUUUCCCGCGUUUUAACAACAGAAUGUAGACGCACGUGGUCGAUCGAGAAUGAAAAGAAGUUGAUUGUUACUAAUUAUACGGUGACAGCUAAUAAAAUAAGAACGUUUUUGCUAGUAUCAUCAUAAAAAGUACGAAAAAUUCGCCAAUGUUAUAAUCAAAAUGGAAAACAUUGAGACAAUUUGUUUGUAAUGGUACAUGAUCUUAUAACGACUAUAGAAACGGAAGCAUCGGUUUGCUACAUGAUGAUGCAGUGACGUAUCUCUCUUGCUUCAUACCCAAUUGUGCCUAGACUGAUAUCUGACAAUUCAUGAAAUUAUUUAACGCGUAAGAUGAACAAAAAUGACCAUUAUUCGAAUUUUAUGUGUUUAAAAAAAAGUGAUUAAAAAUAAAAAUAUAACCAAGUAUUUCAACGAUAAGAACACAUUUUUAUAACAUUUAUGGAAACUAAAGAAUAAAGUGGCAGACAUUCGUAAAAGAUCUAUGGCAAAAGAACGAGCAUAUGAGCACCUGAGAUGAUUGUGUAUUAGAAAAAUGAUUGAAUAGUGACCGAACUGAUUUUAAGUUACAAUUUUGUGAGACUAUGGCACAAUAUUAUAAUAUAGUUACCGAUAAUAGUGUUCCUAUCACUGUGGAUGAUGUUCAGCAGCUAUGUGAAGUUGACGGUCAAAGAUUUCAUUUAGUUUUACAGGAUAUGAACAAUGGUGCUAAUGGAGGUCCAAGUUUAUUAACCUAUUCAACUUCAGAUAUUAAUUCUGCAUCAUUCCCACAUCAAGUCGUUCAAAAUCAGUCUACUACAGUGAAUUCAGGACAAAACGUGUUUAUUAUAAAUACAGAGCCUAUGAAUACAGAUAAUACAACAGUUGAAGGUUCAGAAUUAAUCUCAGUUAAAGAAUCAUCGAAAAUUGUACGAUCAAAUUCAAAGGGGCCCAUGAGUAGUCCAAAUGAAAGGCAAGAUGUCCAGUGGGUAAACGCCGUUGGUUUCAAGAAUCAGUCAUCUGCUCUUAUCAAGAAUCAAACUCAAAAAACUGCUCUGGCUUUGGCACAUUUAGCCCAAGGGACAUCAGAUAAAUUAGUAGGAACAACACCAAAAAGUAGAAACAGGUUUCCUACUCCAGAAUUGUCAUUACCAGCUGAAGCAACUGAUGAAAUAAACUCAGGAGUGACGAGAAACGUUUUCAUACAUCAACCUACUGUACCAACAUUUCGAUUAAAAAGUUCAUCUCCAGGUACCAUACCACCGAAGCCACUAGCACGAGCACCAAUUCGUCCUGAUAAUUCACAGCUACGCCCUGCUAUGGUUCCAGGAACUGUCAAAAACCCCUUAUUAAAUAACCAACCUCUUGAUUCUUUAAGCGAACGAAUUAAACAAGCAAGAAAUCAAACCCGACGCAAUUUAGCUUUAGUUCAACCUCAACCAUCAUUGCAAAAUUCGAAUAAUGUCUCACAAAAACCACCACGAACUUCUAAUCGUAACCAACGCGCUCCAGUAACUCCACAAAGGCAUAUGCCACCAUUGAAUAUUCAACAACAUAGACCAUUGCCACCUUGUCCUGCAUCACCAGAUUCAAGCCCUGAUUGCAUGAGAAUGCCUUAUCCAAAUUAUUCUCCAGAAAAAUCUAACCAAGGAGAUCUAUCAACUGGAGAUUGUGAUUCAGGCUCGGAAAGUUUUGCUUAUCUACAAAAAGUUAUUGAUAAUCCUGCUAAUGCGAUUGUACAACAACAGAUAAGUGGAAAUGUUGUGAAGAUGUUAGUAGUAUUGCCAAGUGGAGAGCAAAGAUUGAUCACGUUUGACAUACCUAAUGAAGAAUGCACAGUUCAAGAUCUUUUAGAGCAAGCAAAAAUUCCGUUUAAUGGUCAAACUGUUGUUUCUCUGGUUUCUGAUACAAAAUUGAAUAUUAAUUAUAUCGUUGAAAGUGAAGCAGGAGUAAUUGCUACGAUGCGAGAUACAUCAGAUCCAUCUGAUUCAUCAGAAACUGCGUCAACUGUUACUGACGAAAGUAAUACCUCUUCAACAAUUCCACAUGAAGAACCGAAAUUCAUCGAUGGAAGAUUGGCCGUUUGUCCAAACUGCGGAAUAAGUUCCAUGGACUUUAAUCGAUGUGUAAGAUGUAGAAAAAAGUUGCCUAGUGAUGUGAAGCAAAUUCCAAUGACUGUUACUCAACAACAACAAAAGAAAGAAGCAUUAAUAGCCAUUAACAAGUAUUAUAGUAAACAAAGAAGUGACCAAGGAGGUAAGAUUGAGCGCGAAUUAAUGGCCAAACGUCCACGAGGACGAGCUAAACUUCCGCCUAAAAUGAAACCCAUGAAAGAGCCAGAAUGUUUAACUCUUUCAUCUGAUGAGGAAGAAGAUGGAUCAAAUUCAGGAAAUAAAAAAUGUGAACCUCAAAUUAAUCCAAUGGAGACACAAAUGAAUAUAAUGUCAGAAAUACCAGAAAUGAUAUCAGAUAAAGAGCCAAUCAUCACAAAUCAUAAUAUAACUUUGAAUUCAGAUGGUUCUAUAAAUCCAAUAGACACAAAUCCACGAAAUGAUGGAAAUAAUGGUGAUAGGCACUCAGAUGAUUUAUUUCCAACAAAAAUUUCUACUUCACUAAUUUGUCGUACAGUUAGGAUAGGGUCAUAUAAAUAUAUUCCUCGUGAUAAAAUAACAAUAAAUCAAAGUGGUCUAAUGCUAGCCGUUCCAUUACUAGAAGAUAGUCAUCAUGUCGUAAAGAUUCAAGUGAAUCUAUCAGAUAUAGUGAAAGUAUUAAUUCAUUUUGGUAAAGGUAUGCCUGUGCUAUUUUUCUACACCACACCUAAUUGUGGUGCAAUGAUUCGAGAAGUUUUGGGUAUGCAGGAUUCAAAAGGACCUUAUUAUGAUCCUGCUGGUAAAGACCACACGCAUAAAAGAAUAACACUAUUGCCAGAGAAAAUUUCAGAGGAAUCAAAACAUGUUUGUAAAACUCUGUUCCUUCCUGGAGGUCGUUUAGAAGAACUUAAUUCAAAAGAAGCAAACGAUAUUCUUGUGCGUGCAUCACCAAAAACAAACCCUCAGAUGCAAAAUAUGAUAAAACGACAAUCUACAGCCACUUCAGGAAAUGUAAAUGCUACAAAUGGUCGGCCAAGUCAACAUGUUGUUCAAAAAAUGACUGUUUAUCCACCGCCUCCAGCUAAAAGUGGUAUUACGAUUAACACUGAAGAUUAUAGUUGUCUCGGAGAAGAUCAAUUUUUAAAUGAUGUGAUUAUAGAUUUUUAUUUAAAAUAUUUAACACUUGAAGUGCUUUCUAAUGUAGAUCAGCAACGAACUCAUGUGUUUAGCUCUUAUUUUUACAAAAGAUUAACUAGCCGUCAUGCUCAAGCUCCUGAUAACAAUGUGUCACAGACUCCAGCUACCAAAAGACAUGCCAGAGUUCAAAAGUGGACCAAGAACGUUAAUAUAUUUGAAAAAGACUUUGUUAUUAUUCCAAUUAAUGAACAUGCUCAUUGGUUUUUAGCUAUUAUAUGUUUUCCGGGACUUGUAGGUACCGUAAUACCUCCUUCAUUGCCAGUGAAGGAUCUAGAGAAUAAAAAGAAAAAGAAAAAAGAUGUUAAGCUUCAAGCUGUGACUAUUGGAAAUACAACUAUCACUCCAGUAGCUACAACAAUUACUAUUGAUCCAGCCGAUGAUGAUUCUGAAAGAGAUGAAGCUGAAGGUGAUGAUGAUGAAAUGGAUAUGGACAGUGAAGAUGAUGAAGAAGAAGCACGUACUAACGAAGGAAUCACUGUUGAAUCAGCUAAGACUACAGAAAAUUCUCAACCAGAAUCUACUCAUAAUGAACAAGAUACAAUUUUAAAGUAUCCGUGUAUAUUAAUAUUUGAUUCUUUGGCUGGUGCCAGUCGAUCUCGAGUUGUUGCUACUCUCCGUGAUUAUUUGAGUUGCGAAUACAUGGCUAAGGUUGGCCAAGAAAAAAUAUUUUCAAAAGAUACUAUUAAAGGAUGCUGUCCUAAAGUACCACAGCAAUCAAAUUUUACAGAUUGUGGGCUUUAUCUUCUCCAAUAUGUUGAAAGCUUUUUCAAGGAUCCAAUAAGGAAUUAUACGCUGCCCAUAAAAACAUUAAAAAAUUGGUUUGAGGAAAUAAUAGUUACGAGAAAACGUGAGGAGCUCUCAAAUCUCUUAAUUAAAUUAAUGAAUGAAACAAAAGGUGAUAAAACGAUCAACUUACCGACUGUUCAAUUUCCUACACAAGAUGGUAAACUUAAGCCUAAACCAGAAAAUUUAGAGAAGCCCGAACAAAAAAUUCCAAAAGCUGAACUGGAGGUGAAGAAAAAAGCGGCCGAUGAGGAAUCUUUAGGGAAUAGUUCACAAAAUAUGAAUGAACCUCCUGAAGAAGGAGAAUCACAGACUAAUUCACGAACCAUUUACAAAGUUGUUACUUAUUCUCCAGGACUAUCUUCUAGUUCUGGAGACGGAAAUACAAUGGAAAUGUACGUUGAAGCAAAGCCUAAGUAUGUAUUCAUCAGUGCGUCACUCAUUGCCUUGGCGGUUUCAACUCUAUACAUUAUACUUACGAGUCUAAUAGCAUAUUGGGCACGAAAAUAUGUUAAAUUUUACACACAAAGACCUUUUCUUCGAGCAUUGCUUCUAGAGGGAAUUGCUACUGCUGAAUUAUGCGGAGCGUGCUUCGAACUUAUAAUAAUUGCAGACAACUGGGGAGUGUCUAUGUAUGCUAUUUAUCUCUUCAUUUUAACUAUCUGGUGGUCAUUGAACUGGGAAGAUGCCACAGCCUGUCCUUAUACUCACAUUGAAGACUUCAUUCAAGGAAAUAAGUCUUUUAAAGAUGCUGUUCUCUUAAUUUGGGCUGAACUUGUUGGAGGUCUUGUUGUUUUUAGAUAUAUACAGUUACUUUGGUACUUAGAAAUUGUUUCAACGCACAAAAACCGAGCUUUCGAUGAUUGCUCAACUGAUUUACAAGUACCUGUAGUUAUUGGCGCAGCUGUGGAAGGUGUUGCAACAUGCAUUUGUCGUGUAAUUUCACGAGCUCUAGGUGAAUUAAAUCCUAGAUUUAGUACUCUCAUCGAUGCAUUCGUUGGAACUUCUUUAGUUGUUGCUGCAUUCAAUUAUUCCGGAGGAUAUUUCAAUCCGGCUUUAGCAACAUCAUUAAAGUAUGGAUGCCUUGGUACUUCAACAAUGGAACACUUGAUUGUCUAUUGGCUUGGAGCUUGUGCUGGUUCUGUAGCAUCACUACGUGUUUAUCAAAUGCCAAAGAUACAAAAUUUUAUUCGAAACCAAAAAGAAAAAUCUGUCUAAUUAAAAAAAAAGUACUUGUAUUUUUCGUGCCAAAUGACGUACAUUGAAUAGUAUUAAUUAUACAAUAAUUAGUCACUAAGAUAAAUUAGUUCACACUAAUUAUUUUAUUAUCUUAUGAGGUUUUUAAAUGACUAUUUAAUAUAUAUAAACUAUUUUAACCGAUAAAAUGUAAAUAAUAUAUUUAUAUACAAUAUUUAACUGAUAUUUUAAUCCAAUUACUUCAUAAGUUUGCUAGUUUAUAGCUAUUUUUCUCUGAGAUUGGAGAAAGUAAGAGUGGAAAAACUAGCAGAUUUGUAAAGAAAUCACUACUUCAUCUUGCAUAUAUUAUUGGAUUAUACGAAAUUAAGAAAAGAUAAAUAUUUUAAUACAAAAUAAUUUAUGAAUAUUAAUAAACAUUAUACCAUAUUA
Molecule: messenger RNA, 5723 nt
Organism: Chelonus insularis
Lineage: Eukaryota; Metazoa; Arthropoda; Insecta; Hymenoptera; Braconidae
Product: sentrin-specific protease 7-like
Exons: 9
Coding region: 633-5315 (1560 amino acids)
Biological process (GO): protein desumoylation; proteolysis
Cellular component (GO): cytoplasm; nucleus
Molecular function (GO): SUMO-specific endopeptidase activity
Source: RefSeq, a predicted model, not a curated record